Molecule: messenger RNA, 546 nt
Organism: Moneuplotes crassus
Lineage: Eukaryota; Ciliophora; Spirotrichea; Euplotida; Euplotidae
Source: the annotation of a GenBank genome assembly
UUUAAAGGAUCUUAGAGAUCAAACUUAUAGCCUGAAACUAUGAAAAUACAAGAGCAAAAGAGCUUAAGCCAGUUCUACCUACGAAAGCAAUGCCUUUUAUGCGUUGGUUUCAAUUUAAUACUGGCCAUAAUGAUUAUGCUAAGUGGGAUUUACGGAUUUCUUUGUAUCUGUAAAUUCUUGAAUGCAAGCACAUUCCAUUAUGCUCAUAAGUUCCUUCAAAAUUUUAUCAAUCCAAUCUGUUUUAACUUGAUUGCUUUAGAGUCAAAACCAACAGCUGGGCAUGAAGAUAUCAACUAAUACGACUUCUUUUAAAAAAUUUGCUCUAUAUCUUUGUUACGCCUACGCUUACCGCUGCUUGCAACCUUGAUUUGUAAGGAGAAAAUGUUACGGCUACAUUCUAUCAUAACGUCAAAUGGCAUUUGAACGUAUUUAAAUCCCAUUUCUGCAAAAUCAUAGGGCUAAACUUGCUGAGCACGGCAAUUUUAGUGCUAAGAUAUUCGCCUUUACCUUAAAAUAACUUUCCUUAUAAUCAACAAGUUUCAACUU